UCAUUCACAAGUCGUGACGUCACAGAACGGUCCAAGUAUAGCCGAAGACACACGUGUUUACGUUUGACAAAGCAGGUAUCCUCAGCCCAAUCUAGUUUUUGCCGUUGGGUACCUUCCUUUGGUGCCUCAGUCAGCACCAUGGCCUGCUGUGUGGUCUUGAAUCAACCGUCUGCUGAAGUUCCUGUGGAUGUCUCAGUCGACCAGCCCGCCAGUGUCAUUUCCACAACUUGUUCCCAGUCAACCACACUGAACACAGACGGUUCUGGGUCCUUCUCAUCCAAUAAAGCUUCCACAGAUUCACGUUCAAACAACACUGACAAUAUUUCUACGAGUCAAGCUCCUAGUCAUGUGUUCAAGGAACCAUGGGGCAAACUUUUGGCACAAGCCAAAAACAAACUUCGUAAAAACAGACCUAGAGAACACAAUCCUAAGAUAAAUGUGAUAACAUAUACUUUGAAUCAAACUCCAAGACAGCUUGAUGUGUUAAACAAUGAGCCUCAAGAAGCCCAGCUGGUGGAGAAAACCUCUAUCAAAAAGACUAUGUCACCAACAGAGAAAUCGAAAACUAGAACCAGAGUGAAAAAUGACCUUCAAACAACUCAAUCCUGUGCCUCAGAACAGGAAGAGACAUCAAAACGAACUAGAAGAGGGAAACGAUCUUCUUCAGUUGAGUGGGAUUGGAGUGGCAAUGACUCAGAUACUACCACUGUGCCUCAAAACAAGAGACGAAAAACUCGUUCAUCUAAAAAACGAACGCCUUCAAUUGAUUCAAGUUGGAUUAAAAGUGAAGAUGAUGAUGAUGUCCUGGAUGAAAUGGAAGAGUCAAGGGGAAGUCCAGGUUCAACUCAUAAGUGCCUUCUAUGUGAUAAAACCUUUAGUAGACCAUGGCGCUUGCGUACUCAUCUUUAUAGACAUAUUAAAAUAGAGGGUCCAUAUACUUGUGAUUUUGAAGGUUGCUCAAAGUCAUAUUUUCAUAAGGCCCAUCUAGUCAGGCACAAAUCCAGGAAUCACUCGGAUCUUGUUGCUUCCCAACAAAUAAAGUGUCCUGAAGAAGAUUGUUCAAAACUAUUUCGUACUGGAUCUGGUUUGAAACGGCAUAUAAACAAGGAGCAUUCAGGGGAAAACCUAAAGUUUCCGUGCCCUCAUUGUGAUCAAUCUUUCCCAAAAAAUAAACAGCUUCGGUAUCACAUUGCUGAGCACGAUGGACAACCCCCCUUAAGAUGUGCGAAGUGUAAUGCUGGUGCCUACACUGAUAAUAUGUUAAGGCGACAUAUGAGAUCACACAAGGAAUAUCCUUGUGAUGUUCCUGGGUGUGAACAAGUCUUCAGUAAUUACUCAGCCUUUAGGAAGCACAAAAAUGAACACAGCAAGUGCUUCCAAUCUCUUGAAUGUGCACAUUGUAAACAAACAUUUACUACAAAAUUCAACCUUAGGCAACAUGUCCUGACCCAUUUGACAGAAAAACAAGUUUUUAAAUGCACCUAUGAAUCAUGUGAUAGGGUUUACUAUCAGAAUAGAAAUUUACAGAGUCAUAUUCGUUUAAAACAUGAAAGGAAAAGCAACUUUGCCUGUCCCUGGUCAGACUGUGUGAUGAUAUUUAUGAGCAAGAGAGCACUUUGGAAGCACAUAUCUGUACAUGAAAAUGGCCCUGCAAAGCCAGUCAAAAAGAAAGAAAACAGAGCAACAAGAAAAGAUAAAGGCAAACCCAAAAAAGCCAUGGCCACCAUGCUAGCAGGGAUGAUGGUUCCCGCACAAGUGGAGAAACAACUUUUAAAAGAGUCAUCUAGUUUCAAAAUGUCAGAAUCUGAACCAGAAGAUGGGCCUGCUCGUAGCACAAGAAGCAGAAGUAAAGUCGAUAUCCCAUUGCUUAUUGCUGGCAGCAGCAUCCAGUGUGAUUCUUCAGAAGGCAUAACAAAUACAUCUCAGCACAUUAAUGACAUGUGUAGUGUAAAUAUAACAAGUUCUGUUCUUGUUGACAAUAGCAUCAUAGAGUAUCAUGCAGGACGAGAGUAUGAACUCAGUGAUGGAGGAUUUUUGGUGGAGGUUCCUCUCGUAGAGAAAAUUAGUGGUGACCUUGAUGCAGGGCAAGCUGGUGUUGCUGUUGAGCCGUCUGAACCACAAACCUUUGAUGAGGAUCAGCCAAACUAUCUGUUGGGAUGUGAGGACAGGAGGCAGCACUCAAGUGAUGCUGGUCCAGCUCCUGUUUUUGUCCCCAAUGAAAGAGUGCAACUUUGUGCGGAAACUAUUGUUGAAUGCAAGUCAACAGAUGCAGAGAAGGAAAUGCUGGUAAUCCCUAAAUUAAGCCAGUACUCAAUAACAACUGAUGGUGCAAGUGUUGUCAACCGUGAUUCAGUCGUGCAAACUCUGAGGAGUGUCUCAGACAGUGAUCCAUCAGUGUCAGGCAUACUGCAACCUCUUAUUGAAAAGUUAAUUGAUUUGCCAAAUGAAACAUUCCAAGAUACAGCAAAAACUUCAUUUGCAAAUAUUAAUCUAAUGGAAGUAAUGAAUGAUUUCUCUAACAUGGGGAGGAUUAAAAACCCUGCUUACAGUCCACAGGAAUUCAACAAGGAAAAAUUAUCACCACAAACUAAUUCAGCCAUGGUCAGAAACCCAGCUUAUGACGAAAGUAUGGAUUCCAAACAAGCUGGUGUAACACUUCUAGAUAAAAGUUCUUUGAGUGAUAUUGAUGAACCCCAAAAUGGAGAAGCUUCUCAUGAUGAAAUUCAAAACAAUGAAGGUCCACAAGGUGAACAUCCAAAUGAUGAAUCUCAAAGUGACUCUUCAGUUUCUAGAUGCUCUACCGAUUGCACCUGUUGUACCACUGAUAAGAUUGAUAGUGAGGGAACACCAUUUUGGGAUAAAAUGAGAUCAGCAGAACAACCAUUGAAAAUUGAGGGAACCAGUAAGUCCCAGGAAAAGAUUUUAAUGAUGGAUAAAACCUCUAACUCAUGUGUUGCUUCACCAUCGAGGGAUGAAUCUGUAGGUAAAGAGCUGGUAUGUGAGCAGAAGUUGAAUCAUCAGAAUUCUCAGAAAAACAAAGAAAAAAAACCUAUUCAUAUGAGGGACGAAUCUAAAGGAAAUAAGCCGGUAUGUGAGCAGAAUGUAAAACAUCAGAAUUCUCUCAAUACAAAAGGAAAGAAACCUAUUCAUAUGAGGGAUGAAUCCAAAGGAAAUAAGCCGGUAUGUGAGCAAAAUGUAAAACAUCAGAAUUCUCUCAAUUCAAAAGAAAAGAAACCUAUUCAUAUGAGGGAUGAAUCUAAAGGAAAUAAGCUGGUAUGUGAGCAGGAUGUCAAACAUCAGAAUUCUCUCAACAGAAAAGGAAAGAAACCUAUUCAUAAAAUACAGAGUGAAACCAAGUACUCAUUUGACUCUAGUGAUUCUGAGCCUCUGAGUGAGUGGUUCAAAAAACAAAACAAAAAAUCAGCCAAAAGGAAGGUGAUUUCGAAUGAUAACUUCAGUGAUUCAAGUAUAUCAAGUUGUUUUGAGUCACGCCCAUCCAAAAAGAAGCCAAAAGUCUUAAAUUUCUCAGAGACAGACUCUGAUGAUCCCCUUGACCCUUCAUGGAAACCAGGAACAAAAAAGAGUCGACCAAAGGUUAUUAGAAGAAUUAGCUCUGAGAGUGACUCUGAGAGUAAUACGGAUAAAUCAGAGACGUCUAUUUCUUUGCUGCCAGAACAUACUGAAUCAAAACCUUCCAGAUUGCCUGGAAUACAUGAAGUAGCCCUGGAAGAGAAACCUAAACGAUCUGGUUUAGCUUGUAGGCAACUUUCUGAGAGCACAUGGCUAGACAUUCUUCGUCAAGUCAACAGGAGUGUUAAAUUGUCCAUGUCAGCCAUUCAAGAUUGAUUUUCACUUGUCAUGGGAUCUAUUUUGCCUAUUUUUCCUCUGAAUGUAAUCUAAUCUUUACUCUACCGUGAUUUUACCUAUGAUUUUAUGUAAGAUUUCAAUGGGCUAACUUACAACAGGCAGCUAAUCUGUUAAAAUCCCAGUAUUCUCAGAUUAUAUUAGCAGGCAUGCUUUUUUUUGCUUUUUUACAGCGUAAAAGACUAUGAAUUACAGUAUGUAACUGUUUUGUUUUUUCAUUUAAUACUGUCUCAGUUACUUUUGUAUGACAUCAAAAAUAUUUUGAUGCCAAUGGGUGUAGUAUUUCCAUGUUUUUCCUCUCGAAUUAGGGUACAGAAUUUUAGUUUUAGGGACAUCUCUCUUCAAUUUUGUUGUUGUUUGGUAAUUUUCUAGUUGUUUUGUGAUUGUAAUGUAAACUUUGUUACCCAAUAGGUAAAAAUUUGUUACUCUUUUAAA
This is a messenger RNA of Frankliniella occidentalis (western flower thrips), 4299 nucleotides long. RefSeq lists its product as uncharacterized. The record is from RefSeq and is a predicted model, not a curated record. Gene Ontology annotation, cellular component: nucleus. NCBI's taxonomy places the organism in Eukaryota, Metazoa, Arthropoda, Insecta, Thysanoptera, Thripidae. Bases 139 to 3846 code for a protein of 1235 amino acids. Gene Ontology annotation, biological process: regulation of transcription by RNA polymerase II. The transcript is spliced from 11 exons.